AUGCCAGACUCGGAAAUCUACACGAACCCCAGAGCAAAGACAUGGGAAUACAGUGUGAAGUCUGAUAGAGGACUUGCUCAAGCCUUCCACCGAAGGCUGCCGGGGUACAAGCAAACGCCAUUGAUCCCUCUCCCUGGAGUUGCAGAAGAGCUCGGCGUGCAUGGAGUAUUUGUGAAAGACGAAAGCAGUAGACUCGGAUUACCGGCGUUCAAGAUCCUAGGAGCAUCAUGGGGCACAUUCCGUGCAGUUGCAGAGAAGAGCGGGCUCUCUCUUGACUCAAGUCUUGAAGAGGUAGCCGCGGCAGCGGGCCGAUCAGACACGGUUCUCUUCGCCGCCACGGAAGGAAACCAUGGCAGAGCUGUUGCCAGAAUGGGCAAGAUCCUGCAUGUGCCCGUGCAGAUCUUCAUGUCCAGGUUCGCCAACCGCGAGACAUGUGAAAAGAUUGAAAGUGAGGGCGCCCAAGUAACAGUGCUCACUGGGACCUACGACGACGCCCUGGCCAAGGCGUUGGAAGAGUCUCGAAAGAAUCCAAACGGGCUGCUGAUUCAGGACAAUGCGUUCGACGGAUACGAGCAGAUCCCGACCUGGAUUGUGGAGGGUUAUUCGACUCUCCUGGCCGAGCUGGAUCAACAGCUCGAACAACAGCAUCUCAAGGCAACGACUGUUGUGACUCCAAUUGGAGUCGGCUCGCUCGGUCAUGCAGUGGUGGCUUAUUGCAAGUCUGAUGCGAGGCACAUACAUGUGUUAACAGCCGAACCAGAGACCGCUGCAUGUCUGCACCACAACCUAAAAGCGGGCAAACGGUUCACAAUCGAGACAUCGGCUACGAUAAUGAAUGGCUUGAACUGUGGAACAGUCGAUCCUAUUUCCUGGCCUGUCUUUGUGGCAGGUGUCGAUGCCAGUAUCACAGUAUCGGAUCUGGAGUGUCAUCAGGCGGUUCAGUAUUUGCAGAAUCAUGGAAUAGAUGCUGGUCCAUGCGGAGCCGCGUCGCUUGCUGCUCUGAGAAAAGCAGCCGCGAUCGAUCCCCGAGCCGCCAAUCUCGACAAGGACGCUGUCGUUAUCUUGUUGAGCACAGAAGCGUCCAGAAACUAUCCUAGUCCUGCUCCCGCAACCUUGCUCUAA
This is a messenger RNA of Capronia coronata CBS 617.96, 1122 nucleotides long. RefSeq lists its product as uncharacterized. NCBI's taxonomy places the organism in Eukaryota, Fungi, Ascomycota, Eurotiomycetes, Chaetothyriales, Herpotrichiellaceae. The record is from RefSeq and is a predicted model, not a curated record. Bases 1 to 1122 code for a protein of 373 amino acids. The transcript has a single exon.